Molecule: messenger RNA, 3911 nt
Organism: Hippoglossus stenolepis (Pacific halibut)
Lineage: Eukaryota; Metazoa; Chordata; Actinopteri; Pleuronectiformes; Pleuronectidae
Gene: trim46a
Product: tripartite motif containing 46a
Exons: 12
Coding region: 138-2501 (787 amino acids)
Molecular function (GO): protein binding; zinc ion binding
Source: RefSeq, a predicted model, not a curated record
ACAUCAUCACGCACGGAGGAACACGCACAGAGCUCCAGUCCGAUGGGGAUGCUCAGCUCCAGGCCUUUAGGUUUCAUUUAACGUCGGCGUGCUGGUGGGUUUUCUGCAGAGCAUCGCAGCAGACGGUGUCAUCAAUCAUGGCAGAAGCGGAGUUACAAACCUUUACCUCGAUCAUGGACGCGCUGGUUCGCAUCAGUUCUAACAUGAAGAGCAUGGAGCGGGAGCUGCAUUGCCCGGUGUGUGACGAGAUGGUGAAGCAGCCCAUCCUCCUGCCGUGUCAACACAGUGUGUGUCUGCUGUGUGCGGCUGAGGUGUUGGUGCAAAAGGGAUAUCCUCCACCUGAGCUCCCUCCAGAACCCCACUCUCCGGCCUCCACGCCCAACACCCGCUCCCCGCGUCAGGCACGCAGACCCACGCCAAGGACCCCCGACCGCCUGGAACGGGUCCUCAGAACAGUGUGUGGGACUUACCCAGGGCGAAGGCGGAAAGACGCGGCCCCUCCCCCCAUGUUGUUCCCAUGUCCUUCCUGUCAGCAGGACGUGGAGCUCGGAGAAAAAGGCCUGACAGAAUGCCUCCGCAACCUCACCCUGGAGCGCAUUGUGGAGAGGUACAGGCAAACGAUAAGUCUGGGCAGUGUGGCCAUCGUGUGUGGUUUCUGUAAACCCCCUCAGUCUUUGGAGGCCACUAAAGGCUGCGCCGACUGUAAGUCCAACUUCUGCAACGAGUGUUUCAAACUGUACCACCCCUGGGGAACUCCCCGGGCUCAGCACGAACACAUCCUUCCCACCAACAACUUCAGGCCAAAGGUCCUAAUGUGCACGGAGCACGAGCAGGAGAAACUUCUGUGGUACUGCCGCAACUGCCAGAGGCUGCUGUGUCCGCUCUGCAAGCUCCGACGUGUCCACCAUGGACACAAAGUGUUGCCUAUCGCACAGGCCUACCAGGCCCUCAAGGACAAGGUCAACAAGGAAGUCAACUUCAUCCUGGCCAACCAGGAGACAAUACAGAGUCAGAUCACUCAGCUGGAAGCAGCCAUCAAACAGACGGAGGCUAACAGCACAGUAGCCCUGCAGCAGCUGAUCCACAGUAUCCGGGAUCUGGGAGCGGCCGUAGCCGAGCGUCAGGGAGCUUUGGCUCUGGCCGUGGAGGGAUCUCGCAGCAGGAGGGAGGAGGCCCUGUCUGCUCAGGUCUCAGAGAGGCGUGGACUGAUGGAGCACGCGGGCCUGAUGGCCUACACACAGGAGCUGCUCAAGGAGACUGACGCACCCUGCUUUGUACAGGCUGCCAGAGUCACUCACAGCAGGCUGGUGAAGGCCAUCGAAAACCUGCAGUGUUUCACCUUCGCUGCAGAUUCCUCCUUCAGACAUUUUCACCUGGAUGCGUCCAAAGAGGUCAAACUCAUCAACAGCUUGGAAUUCAUCCGUGCUCCAGUGGCUCCAGUCAUCGACACUCAGAAGACAUUGGCUUACGACCAGCUGUUCUUGUGCUGGCGCCUCCCUCAGGACUCGGCCCCAGCUUGGCACUUCUCUGUUGAAUACCAGCGACGAGCGGGAGGAGCCGCAGCCACGUGGGGCGGCACCAGAUCCCCCAACUCUGCAACGUCAUGGCAGCGCCUGGAUGAAGUGAGAGGGACCAGUGCCGUGAUCGAGCGGCUGCAGAUUGACAGCGUGUACGUGCUCAGGGUGAGAGGAUGCAACAAGGCCGGGUUCGGAGAGUACAGCGAAGAGGUGUACCUCCACACACCCCCCGCACCUGUGCUGAGUUUCUCCUUGGACUCUCGCUGGGGUUUGCACUCUGACAGGCUGGCGCUGGGUAGAGGCCAAACCUACGCCCGCAGCGUGCCGGGCCUCUCCCUCCUGCAGGUCGCUGACCGCACGCUCACUUCUUGCCACCUGACGUCGGACCUGCUGGUGGCUGACCUGGCCGUCACUCAGGGCCGACACUACUGGGCGUGCUCUGUGGAGCCUGGGUCCUACCUGGUAAAGGUGGGAGUAGGCCAGGAGACGAAGCUACAGGAGUGGUUCCACCUCCCUCAGGACAUGGCCAGUCCUCGCUGUGACCCAGACAGUGGCCAUGACAGUGGAGCAGAAGACGGCCAGGACUCCCCUCCCUUCUGCUUCCUCACCAUAGGCAUGGGCAAGAUCCUGCUCCCACAAGGGCACGGUCAGAGCCAGAGCCAGGCGGACAGCCAGAGCCACGGAGGAGUGCACUCCCACGGCAGCAGCCACAGCAACCUGCCUCACCCUCACACGGCUCCUCUGCCGCCCCGACUGGGAGUGUGUCUGGACUGCGAUAAAGGACGGGUCACCUUCUACGACGCCCACUCGUUGCGGAUGCUGUGGGAGACACACGUGGAUUGCUCAGCUCCGGUGUGUCCGGCCUUCUGCUUCAUCGGCGGGGGAGCCCUGCAGCUUCAGGACCUCGUGGCCAGUCGGAGCGUCGAGGAGCCGCCGCCACGGAGGGUGACCAUCCAGACACGGGCAACAAAUGUGAGCAAGUAAAGAAGGAGGCAGUUUAUGGACACAGUUCACUCAGAGAUCACUCAUCAUAUUGUUGGAGGACGAGAAGGUGUGUGAGUUCAUAAUUGACAGCCUUUGAUACUUAAAUGAACUGUCAAUGAUAGGGAGAUCCCACGAGAAAUAUCUGAUAUUGUUUUGCAUUUGCACCUGAAAAUAUCAAAUCUCUCUUUCUUGCUUGAUAAUGUUUUUUUUCCUUGACUAUGGACAUUGUGGCUGAAGUGAUAUCCGACUAUGCAGAAUUCUGUGGACAGGGUGAGUCAAGCACCUUUCUAACAGAUUAGAACAAUGACUUGCAUUGUAAGAAAAUCUGCCGUCCAUUUACACUUGUCUUAGUUUUUCCCAGACAUCAAAAAAAUUGCAUGCAAGUGUAACUUGGAUACGUAACUUACAGAAAUGCAGGUAACUGUCACCUUGUAAAAGCACCUCAGAUGAACUGUAUGUCUAAUUUUCUAUCUCAAUUCGUAUGUAGCCUCAACAUGUGUCAACAAUGUGUAAAUAGUGCAGAGUUACAGAGUGUGAAUAUGUUUUGGUCGGUGAUUGGUAAACCCCUGCUGGCUCGUGUCAGGACAUUGACAACUUUUUUACAGUCACAGUUUUGCAUUUCAGAAGGAUGUGCGUGACAUUUCGGCUGAGUAAACGUCUCACUGUUGCCUCUGCGUUUUCAGAUUUACAGAGAUCAGAGUUGUAAAAACAAGGUUGUGAAGAAUAAUGUUCUCGUCACGCUGGUUUACUCACAAACCUGUGAAUGCGUUUCAUUGUUUUACGUUUUGGGAAAAGUCGAAAAUGUAGAUGGCCUCCUCGUUCCGUAUAUGGAGUCUGACUGAUUUGCACAUACAUGUUAAUGAUCAGCUGGAGGAAGUGGAUGGAUGACAACCAGCUGAAGAAGGUCUAAUUUAAGAGCUCUGGUUUCUUACAGCGUUUCCCUACCGCAACUGACAGUCGCUCAUUUACUAACUGACUGACUCCCAGUUACGUUGAGGGAAUGUAAGAGUCGAGUUAUGUUUUAUUUCAAUGCAAGAGAUUGUCUUUAUUCUAAUAUUUUCAAAUCAACUGGCUCUGACUGUAUUUUAAUAUAUAAUAUGAUUUUCUGGUGUGUGUGUGUGUGUCUGACUGAGAGAGGGAGAGCUCUGGCUGUGACUUUCAUGCUUUCUGAUGUGUGUGUUUGUAUGUAUGUGUGUGUGUGUGUGUGUGUGUGUGUGUGUAUGUGUGUGUGUGUGUUUGUGUGUGUGUAUCCUGUCUUGAACAACUCAUGUCGACUCCUCUUCUCACGUUACAGCGCAGCACUUGAAUGACUUUAGACUGUAGCAUCUCAGAAAUCAGAAUCUACAAAUUUAGACUUUGCAGAAUGUUUCUAUCAUGUCACGACAAACACAAUAAAUGACUGAAAACUAA